This is a messenger RNA of Schistosoma rodhaini, 1813 nucleotides long. The record is from the annotation of a GenBank genome assembly. NCBI's taxonomy places the organism in Eukaryota, Metazoa, Platyhelminthes, Trematoda, Strigeidida, Schistosomatidae.
UAUCCUUAUUACUGAAGACUGAAGGUCGUCCUAUCAAAAGCGCGGUCAGGUUGGAGAGUCUUUUCGUCCUCCUGGUAGUUCCUAUGGCACUUAAUGGAGUCAAAUUCUUGCGCCUUCCAAUUUACCUAAGAUACAGGUUAUACGGUACGGAAAGUGCAGCAACAGUAACCCACACUGGCCAGACGUUUUCGCUAAAUGACCCAUCAGUUGCACGAUUUACUAUCGGUGAUAAGUUGGUCAAUAAGCAAUUCGCAGAAAAGCUGAUAGCAGAGGUCCCUCCGAUCGCUUGCAAAGAAAAUAUAACUAGUUGUGACGGUGGUGGUGGUGCACUUGGUCAUCCUAAAGUAUACAUCAACUUGGACCAACCAGGUAAUCAUGCUUGCGGAUACUGUGGUUUGCGAUUUUACCUAGACAAAAAAAGCCACUGAAACAUAUGGCAACCAUGAUUUAGAAGAGAAAAAAUAUCCUAUUAUGUGUGUGUUGGUGAAUGUCCUUGUGCUUUUGGAAGCUUGUGAAGUGUUACUGAAAAUAGCUUACAAUCAUAUACAGUAUGUUGUUCUUUACUAUGGUUUUUUGGCCAAGCAGUCGGAAGUACUGUUUACUUUUACAAAAUGGUGUGUCUGAAAGACAUCGCCAACUGCUGUAAAGAUAAUGGACAUGGCACAUAUAAUCUGUAUGAUGCCUUUAACUCAUACAUUAAUCAUAGUAUCGUAGGUGAACGUUACUAAUCUAAUACUUUAAAAUAUAUCCUUCGUAUUUGUGUAGUUUAGCUCAUCGUUGCAUAUUUUGAAGACGUCAUGAAAAAUAGCUUAGCUCUUGCCGUGGAUGAAUGGUAAAAAUAGGGUAUUAAAACAAUGGAUUAAAUAUGGUCGUAAGACUCUAUAAUGCUACCAUGAAGAAAGUUCAAAGGAUAUGCCAAGUUAUUUAAGUCUUUCAAUCAAUCUUGUACGUUAAUUUAGGGGAUCUAAAAGCUAUCAUGUAUGUUGUCUGUAUUAGGAUAAUUUUUUUGUAGACUUAUGCGACCUCAGAAAGCUACAUUUGUACUGCAACUCAUUUCGUCACUUGCAUUACUUAAUGAUUAGGUUAGUUACGGUGAACGCUAAAGUCAGAGAGUAGAGAAAAGUGUAUUUGUUCUUAAGAAGCAUAUUAGUCUACGUGCAACAGGAAGAAGAUUGUUCACAAAUUCACGUAAAAAGACGGAAUGGUAAAUGUCUUUACUAGUCGAAUUUACAAAUUUCAAAUUAUUUACCUAACAACGUUGCCAAAUUUAUGAAGAUGUAGAUGUAGCAAGUCCGAACUACCGCUGUAGUUACGCGUCGUACAGCUAGGGUUGAGUAUGCAGUCACGUCGAACUGUCUAUCCAUAGCAUAUGCGACAGCUAAACGAUCAAAAUAACAUUUGGUGAUUCCAGCUGAACUAUAUACCUCGCUAAAAAUGCAACCUGCGCAUAGAAAAAGGAUGGGACGACUAGCUUGUCGGUAGUUUUGUCACAUCAAAUUAUACUGCAAACAUGUUCAAAUCCACCUACAGCUCAGGCAAUUACUUCUUGCCAUGGUAUUUAAGAUAAAAGCUAGUCAUUUAAACACCUGAUUCAUCGGUUGCUUCGAUGAACCUAGUUUUUCGAGAACGAGUUCACCAUGUCUUACAAAUAUCAUCCAUCUCCAAUUUCCACAAAACCACCGAUGAAUUGUAUUUAAGUGACCAUAUAAGUGUUUCGCCACUUGCUUCUAUCAAGUGGGAUUCUCCAGUCAAAAAUAUUGUCGAAUAGAGUUCCAAAGUUUACUAUCCGUACAUGACAAUUAAUCAAUCUAUG